AUGGUUUCGUCCAAGGACAUGGCGCCAGUGACAUCCGGCCGGGCCUCCUCGUUCAUCAAGGGCCAAUUUUUGACCAAAUUUCCAAAACUCCCCAAGGAGACCGACUUGAGCGGCAAGGUUGCCAUCGUCACCGGCGCCAGCAGUGGCCUCGGUUUCGAAAGCGCCAAGCGAAUGCUCGCCCUCGGGCUAUCACACGUGGUCGUCGCCGUCCGCUCCCUGGAGCGAGGCAAAGCUGCCGUCCCGCAAUUGCAGACUGCGAACCCCGGUGCGAAGAUCGACGUCUGGCCUUUGGAGAUGGAGUCAUAUCAAUCCAUUCAGGCGUUUGUCCAACGGUGCGAGACAGAGCUCCCUAGGAUCGACAUGGCCAUCUUGAACGCAGGUCUCGCCGAGGUGGAAUUUAGCUUGGCUCCCACGGGACACGAGAAGGUAAUACAGGUCAACUAUCUGAGCACAGUGCUGCUUGUGAUACUCCUCUUGCCUAUCCUCAAGGCCAAGUCAACCGCCGGAGUUGCACCUCAAAUUACGGUUGUGAACUCGAUGAUGUCCACGUUUGCCAAGUUUCCCAACCGGGACAAGAGGCCACUGCUAGCGUCAUUUGACGACACCAAAGUCACGGCUUGGGAUCCCAGCGAACGCUACAAUGUGUCCAAGUUGCUUGGGCAGUUGUUUCUCAGCCGACUGGCCGACCACGUCAAUCCGGAGGACGUCGUCAUCAACAUGGUCGAGCCGGGGCUGACCAAGACCGGUCUAUUCCGCAAUAUCAACGGCGUGGUUGGUGCCGUCUUCAACUUGGUCCAGUUUAUCUCGGCAAGGACCGCAGAGGAAAGCUCCGUGACGUACAUUGACGCUGCCGCGGUGAAAGGGAAGGAAUCGCAUGGUAGUUUUCUUGUUGCCUGCAGGAUUCAUCCGCUUGCCACCAGUACGUACGAGCGAGGGGCCAAAGCCAUUGCGGAUCAGCUGUGGGAGGAAACGCUGGAUGAAUUCGGCUUUGUGGAUGCACGGGGAAUUCUGCAGACUCUCUCUCAGCCGGCUUAG
Ilyonectria robusta is the source of this 1035-nucleotide messenger RNA. RefSeq lists its product as uncharacterized. The record is from RefSeq and is a predicted model, not a curated record. Bases 1 to 1035 code for a protein of 344 amino acids. The transcript is spliced from 2 exons. Lineage: Eukaryota; Fungi; Ascomycota; Sordariomycetes; Hypocreales; Nectriaceae.